AUGAAGUAUUCCGCUGCUCUUAUCGCUGCUCUCAUCAGUUCGGCUUCGGCCGCUGCCACAACCACCCUUCCUGCGUCCAAGGGUGCCACUGCUGUGUCCACCGCUAUCCCCGUCAAGACUAGCUACGAUGGUGGCAUGAAGAAGUUUGACCGAGAUCCCAAGGUUUGCAAGGGACAAACUGAGACUGGUGAGAAGGACGCCAUGUUCAUCCUCGAGGACGGCGCCACCCUCUCCAACGUUAUUAUCGGCCCCAACCAGGCCGAGGGCGUCCACUGCAAGGGGACCUGCACUCUGAACAACGUCUGGUGGGCCGAUGUCUGCGAAGAUGCCCUCACCCUCAAGCAGACCAGCGGCACCUCAUACGUCAACGGUGGCGGUGCCUUCAAGGCCUCUGAUAAAAUCAUCCAAUUCAACGGCCGUGGCACCGUCCGGAUCAAGGACUUUUACGCCAACGACUACGGAAAGCUCGUCCGCAGCUGCGGCAACUGCAGCGGCAACGGCGGCCCUCGCAACGUUGUUAUCGACGGCGUUAUUGCCAAGGACGGUGGCGUUCUUUGCGGCAUCAACACCAACUACGGCGACACCUGUAAAAUCACCAACUCUUGCCAGGACAGCGGGAAGUACUGCGACCGCUAUGAGGGUAACUCGAGCGGCGCGGAGCCUACCAAGCUUGGCUCUGGCCCUGAUGGCACUUACUGCACUACCUCUGGUGUUACCAAGAGCUGCUAA
Ilyonectria robusta is the source of this 729-nucleotide messenger RNA. Its product is annotated as family 3 polysaccharide lyase. Gene Ontology annotation, molecular function: pectate lyase activity. Gene Ontology annotation, biological process: pectin catabolic process. Gene Ontology annotation, cellular component: extracellular region. The transcript is spliced from 2 exons. Lineage: Eukaryota; Fungi; Ascomycota; Sordariomycetes; Hypocreales; Nectriaceae. The record is from RefSeq and is a predicted model, not a curated record. Bases 1 to 729 code for a protein of 242 amino acids.